Molecule: messenger RNA, 1835 nt
Organism: Glycine soja
Lineage: Eukaryota; Viridiplantae; Streptophyta; Magnoliopsida; Fabales; Fabaceae
Product: 30-kDa cleavage and polyadenylation specificity factor 30-like
Exons: 10
Coding region: 158-964 (268 amino acids)
Biological process (GO): regulation of mRNA splicing, via spliceosome; mRNA splicing, via spliceosome
Cellular component (GO): nucleoplasm
Molecular function (GO): mRNA binding; N6-methyladenosine-containing RNA reader activity
Source: RefSeq, a predicted model, not a curated record
GAAUAUAUAAUCAUAAGUUAGACUUCCAAAAAGAAAGGAAAGGCAGUUCAGCAUGGGCAUUACUCAUUUUAGCGAUAGAUAUGGAUAACGCGGCAGCUACCCCCACUCACUACCACCAGCGACGCCUCCGAUACUCUUCUCUUUUAUCAAUUCGGAUAUGUCUUCUGAUAGUGCAAAGGAAAAUGCAUCAGUAGUUGAUUCAUCAGUCACUGAAUGGAGGAAUGACAUUGGAAAUUCAGAUGAUCCAGAGAGCUCAGGUUACAAGUUUAAAGAAAACAUUAAUCCAACUAGGGCAGAUAAAGGGGGACAUUCUCAUGGUCAGAUAGGGCAUCCAGCAGGAAUUGGAGUGGAAAAAUGUCACAAUACAAAAUACUUUGUCAUCAAGAGUUUGAACCAUCAAAACAUCCAUUUGUCGAUUGAGAAAGGAAUUUGGGCUACUCAAAUCAUGAAUGAACCGAUUCUACAAGAAGCUUAUCAUAAUUCAGGCAGUGUAAUCCUUAUAUUCAGUGUCAACAUGAGUGGUUCCUUCCAAGGGUAUGCACAAAUGAUGACCUCCAUUGGAAGGGGGAGAGACAAUGCUUGGAGUGAGGGAACUGGUAAAAGUAAUCCUUGGGGUCGCAGUUUUAAGGUCAAAUGGCUGUGUUUGAAUGAUUUGCCUUUCCACAAGACUCUACAUCUCAAGAAUCCAUUGAAUGAUUAUAAGCCUGUCAAAAUUAGCAGAGAUUGCCAGGAGUUAUCUCCAGACAUUGGUCUAGCUCUUUGCAAACUUCUUGACGGUAAGAAUGACACGGAUGGCCUGCUGACCAGUUUAUCAAGGGAUGAAUUUUCUUUGAAAGGGCAUUAUGUGAGUACUCCAAGUUCAAUGGGAGAUGAAGACUGUAACUUUCCUCCAUUGCAUAUGCUGUGGCCAAUGCCCCUGCCUUAUUCUUUCUUGUUUUUACCAAAAUCAACCAGAAGUAAAUAAAUUUCAUUCAACAAACCAAAGAAUCAGUGGGACAAUGUUCACUGAAAUAUUGCCAACUACUUCUGAGUCAUCACAAGUGUCAGGAAUUAAGCGUUCUAAGGAUGUGGCUUCUCAAUCUGAUUUUUGGGGUCUGUCUUCUGAAAGCCCUUUAGCUAGUACCCUAACUGAGGAUGAUUUUCUUGACAUGGAAUCUCUUCUCUGUUGUGGCCCUUCAAAUUCUUCCUCCCCUUGUUAUCCCGAAGAAGACAUGGAAGCCUCCUGCUGCACCUUUACUGGAUAUCGAAUUCCUAGAAAGAUUUAGUCCUAUGAGGAAUACCUGGAGGUUCAUAGCAGAUGCAGGAAACAGUUAUGCACCAGUGCAACUAAAUCAUCUUGCAAACAACUGGAAUUGUUGAGAAGUAAUUCACAUGAUGAUGAUAGGAAUAUGGAAGACGGGGGUUGAUAGAGACAGGAGCAACUCUCAUGGGAAGAUCCAUCAUUCAUCUUUGCCAUGGAUAUAACUGCUCCUCCAAUGAGUGAACAUGUUAACUUUUUGUCAGCUAAAUUUUGCACUUGUGUUGUGGUGUCAUCAUCUGCAAGGAGGCCCCUUUCCUGUUAUGUAUAGCAAAGAUGAAAUGGAAGUUAAUUGUAAUUGACUAAAAUCAGUACUUCAUAUUAAUGCGAUUCAAUUCCAGUUAAUUUGAGGUUUGUUUACCAAUUGUACAAAAUUUAGAUUUGGAUUAGAGUUAGAUUGACCAAAACAUACUUGUGUGUAUAUAUAAUAUGCCCCCUAUCCCUAUGCUAAACUAGCAUUUUUCCCCACUGGAAAAUUGAAGCAAAGAUGCUGAUAUUGGUUUAAUGAGAGUAAGAAUUUCUAUUGUCUUCAAUUUUA